CGCUAGGGUCGCCGCGGAGGUGCAAAAUGUCAAAAGGCUACAAAACCGCAUCUCGCGGCGCAGCAGCGUUAUACUCCCUUCGCCGCCGCUGCGAGCGCCCUAGAAGCUUAAUACGUCGGUGUUUUUUCCCUUUAGUUCUUUAAUCUCUCUCUCCUCUCUCUCUCACUGGGCGCCGUUCAGUGGAGUGGCGCACGGCCACGACAUGACUGCUCUCGAACUCAUCGGAUCGCUGCCGGGCGAGCGGAAGCCCUAGGCAACCGCCAAGUUCCGAAUGGACUCACCGAGCGAGCGGUUGCUGCUGAAAACAAAUCACAAGGUGAGCGUCCCCUGCCCCGUGCGGCCACCCGGACGGCGAAAAUCCAGCAGCCGGCGGCUGUUCGGCGUCCGCUGCCACCUGCACCGCUUCUACGCCGACUGCCCCGAGGGCUCGCACGGGGGCUCCGGCUGCGGCUCCGGAUACGGCCACGGCCACGGCGGCUCGUCUUCGUCCCGCCGCCACGGGGCGAGGCGGUCCGCUCGCGUCGCCUGGAGCGUCUCCGUGUGGCUGGGCGCGCUGCUCUUCCUGCUGGGCGUCGCGGCGCUGGGCGUGGGCUACGCCGCCCCGCCGAACCUGGUGCGGCGACCGCACCCGUGGCGUCUGGCCGGCCUCUGCAUGUUCUGCAGCGGAGGCUCGCUCCUGGCCGCCGCGCUGAUGCUGGCCGCGCUGUGCCCGCGCUGGCAGGACGAGGAGCCGUACGCCCCCGUCGUGGGCGAAUCCAGGGGAGCGCCGGAGGAAGAGGAGGACGACCUCAGGGUGCCCGUCACCGAGAAGAUCACCGCCGUGCAACCGCUCAGGGACUGAGUAAUGCGCCCGAGGCUACGACUCGAUCGUUCGUUUGAGACCGCGGCCACUUGUGGCGUGCGAUGCUGCGGUCGUCCGGUGUGCGGGAACGGGUAGCCGAUGUCGCUCACGAGCCUAACGUGUGACUCAGUGUCCCACUGGGGUUGGCGGCCGAAAGCGGAAGACUCUGGCAGAGUCAUGUUCCUCGAGCUUAUAGAACACGCGUACGGGCAUUUGCUCGCUCGUUCUGAAUGGCGCAAACGAGAGGGACCGAAAGGGAAUUGUGCCUGUAAGAGGGCGUGCUAGCCCAGAGGAUUAGGGGAGGUCUACAUUCGGGAGGCGUGUGUGGCACAGUGCUUUACCUCGUUGUGAUCUGUGGACGGAAACGGGAGAUCGGGAACGUUGUCGAAAACCUGGCGUAUAAGAGCGUGUAGCGCACCCGAGCACACCAUGCGCGUUUCUCGGUGGAACUAAAUGAAAGUCUUGGUAGUUAACCCUGCCGUAACUUGGCGGUCAUCGCGGGUACAGUAGCCGUGUUUCCCGCAGAUGUUUCGAGAACGUGUGCCGGAGUCGUGAUCACAGACGGACACCAGCGAAUGCGCUUUCAAGCGAAAGUUAUCUGUCAAAAUCAGUUCGCGAGGUAGUUUAUGUCAGCGACAAUGAACCUUCAACAGAAAAGAAAGUAAAAUAUCGAGUCAAUUAUGGGUGUUCACCAGACGUACCUAUACAAUACUAUAACGCCAUGCCCAGACAAAAAAAAAAAAGAAACUUAGACGGCCGAUAUUCGUGAAAACCGGAGACAAGGAAGCAAGAAAAAGAAGAUAAAUAGCGGAAGGUCUGCUUGCAAGGAACUAAGCGUGAAGCUUGCAAGCUCGGUUAUGUGUCGCUCCGUGGUGGCAGGCGGACGUACGCGGACCAUUCUUGUUGGCACCGUUCGGCUGCAGGUGUGUCAGUGUCGUGCUAAUCGUCGUGGAGUGUGCUACGUGUUUACGACCUUAAACGGCGACUGUCUGCAUAGUUGGCGAGGAAAGGUACCCGUAGCAAAUGCGAGACCAUCAGCCGCAGGCCGGAAAACACAACGCAGCCUUCGAUGUAUCAUAAUGAGCGCGUAAAGCGUUUGUUUUUCCAUCGAGGACUAUUUGGUGGCCAAUUUAAUUACGCACGCUGCAGCGAACAGUGUACGUGUAACCGCGUUUGAUGGUCCUUACAUUCUGUAUUUGAAAUUACCGUUUGUCCCUCGCUGGUUGCCCUCAGUAAUUAUAUAUAGCGGACUCGCACUCUAUAGGCGACACCUGUUGCACGUUACCGACGAAGAUCGCGUUGAGGUGGCGUGGCGCUCUUCCAAACUUGCACAUGACGUCAGCUAUUGGCAGAUCCAUCGUUCCGAUAGCAGUGAAUGGGUGAACCCGUGUUAUAAUAGAAUCCUAUAGCUGCUGUGUUUUUGGAUGGCGUGUCGUACCGCGUAGGAUGUCAGAGAGAGAGAGAGAAGUAGAACGGCCAAAGACAGAGAGGGUAACACGAGAUGUUAUUCUGUACAUCGUCGAAUUCCGCCAUGUUGGCGUUUUGAGCCAAUCAGAGGGGCCCCAGCAGGCCCGUGAACCAAUCAGAGCUGACAGAUGGCGGAAUGGACAAUACGGCGGAAUUUGACAAUUUCCAGAGAGAGAAUACGGUUUGCUAGAGUGUCAGAAGUAUACAGAUUCCUCGUGUGGCGUUGGACCGCACGUCUUUACAAAUAAAAUUUUCAAAAAUACAAACAAAGCGCGCGUCUCGUGACGAGCGAUAACGUGAGGAACAGCGAUCAUUUGGGUAGAGCGGUCAGGCGAAAAAAAAUUAUAAUAAUAAAUAAUAAUAAUCAACGCACGCGUGAGCAAUAUAUGGUAUUAUUGGAUACGGAGGUUACAUGAUUUGUGUUCUCCUAACAGGGCGGAGCGAAUGGUAUUCUCUAAAGCUGCCUCACCGGACAGUUGGCGUCUGUUAGGGACACACACUGUUAGGGACUGCACAGUUAUUAGGCUUGUACAUUAUACAGUGCAGCAACACGAAACGUACAGGAGCGGGUCCACGCAUGUACACCGCUGUGUGCAUGUACUCUUCUGUCUUUCUCGCAUACAUGUCUCUGCACUGUACUAACGUCUAACCGCGCAUCACGUCGGCCAUGUUUGCAGGCCCUGCCAGUAUGCGCUACAUAUCGAAGAAAAAAUAGAUAACGCGCACCAUGACAACAGCCAUGUUCGUGCCACCGCGCAUAGCAAAAUGUAGUCCAUGGGAUGUCGUACUUGAGCCGUGAAUGGGCGUAUAGGUUACCGUGGUUAAAGCAAACACUGCAUAGUAUACAGGUAUGUGCUGAGCCGUUUCGAAACGUGCGCCAGGUUGAUUACUGAUGCAACCUCUUAAAUAGUUUGAGCAAUCAUUUGCCAGGCUCUAGCAAAAAAUAGAUAACGAACGUAUAGCUGUUUCUAGUGGGUACACUUCGAUUAAACGUUUGUGAUAAUUUAUGCUUUGACUUUUCUGUACAGAUAUAUGCUAUAUUGGGCUCGCCUCAUGCCUCGCUACCGGCUGUAGGAAUGAGCACCACACACGGGGGGAAAAAUGAACAAGGACGACGGAUGUUCGUGAACAACAUGAAAAAUGACAACCGCGCCAUCUGAAUUAAGGCUAUAAGGACAAUGACGAAAGAAAGGCCACACACAGAUAAGCUCGUUAAGUGGCCCCCGUGCUGCUCUUACAUCGGAUGUUUCAGCGAAAACUUUCACAGUUCUUUUCAAAUUGCAUGUGGCAGUUGGCACAAUUCUAGUCCACGAGCUGGCCUACUCGAAGAGGCCGCGGAUAUUACUUGCACAAAAAAAUUGAUAUGCAUAAUCGACUAAGAAACAGCUAUUCGCAAAUAAAGUUUUUAACCAAUUACCUUAUGGCACUCAUUGCAAUUCACAAAUUCUAGCCGGACAGUUCUCGAGGCGGAUCCACUCGGAACGAAUUCUCAGGACGACACCAGUUUCGAAACAUUUAUUCCCGAACUUUGCAGAGAAAUGCGUUCGCCUUCCAUUUACUUUUCUGUUUCAAUUCAUAAAACAGCGUUUCGUUAAGAAAGUAAGUGGAACGGUAGUGAAUUUUUUACCGCGAGUUUGACGGCGCAUAUCUCGUAAAUGGUGUCAUCCACGCAAUUAUUUUCAAGUGGAUGUGCCUUGAAGUCUCCGCCGCUGGAAUUUGUAAAUUACAGUACGUGCCGUAAGGUAAUUAGUUAGACACUUAACUGGUGAAGGUUUGUUAAUUUGUCGAUUACGCAUUUCAGUUAGUUGUGCAAGUAAUGUCCGCGGCCUCCUCGAGUAGACCACAUCGUGGACUAGAAUUGUGCCGUCAGCCACAGGCAAGUUUUCAAAAUUUUGUUCGCUGAGACACCAUGUAUAUUAAUGCGGGGGCCCAUCGGCUCUCACGGCGUCGACAGCAGUUGUCCAAGCAGCACGCGUGCACAACACACAUACAAUCGUUUCAGCUCCGCGACGCGUACUGUUGUUGACAGAGCCAACAGCAAGCGCAGGAGGUGGAACCCGUUCCAGAAGUAUGUCGUCUGCUAUAUAACUUUUGAUGGAGUGUUCAUAGAUGUAUAGAACUGGUUUAAUGUUACGCCUGUGAUGUGCCAUUGCCGAUUGUUUACAACCUUUGUAUUUUUGUAAUUCUUUAGCACUGUUACUCGAAACAACAAGCUAUGGCCUUUAGUGUAUAGCGUCCAAACGUACACUGUACGCACAGCUCUACGAAUCGCCAGCAAUUAGGCGACCGAAAAGAGAAGCCGUCGUUCGCAAGCCCUUAAAUCUAGGCACUACAUUUCAGAUCGAUUUCGCCUGAAAUUGACGACUGUGAGGGAUCGAACGACGUGAAACAAGGCCCAUCUAUGAUUAUUUAAUUGUUGCUGACGGAGCCUCGUUCGCUGUCCGCAUUGUGUGUGCGAUGCGUGCUAUAGACAGACCACUUCUGACCGCAAUUGUUGUAUACGUUAUUGGAGUGAACAAGUAUGUACACGUUAAUUGUCAAGCGUAAAACUGUUGCACAUAUUGUGGAUUAGCACACUUUUCUCCGGCUUCUAGCCCACGUUCCUGCGAUUCUUGUCCGCAUCGUCACAGCAAAGGUCUUCGCUGAACGCAUGGUCUUGUCCAGCGGAACAAGCUUCCAGGAACACCGUCAUUAGAGCGCAUUCUAAUAGGUGGCGCCAUCUUGUGUUGCUUCUUUAAUUAUGACACGAGGGUAAUUUAUUUCAGUGAACGGUUGGUCGUGCCCCAGUUAUCUGCCGGCGUAAGACAAAAUGGCGGCAGCGACAUGUAUGAUCACUGUGAAUGAAUUUUGGACGCUCUCUUUGUUGAAGCACUCCCGCUAGAUACAUAUAGUGUGAGCUGUUCCUUCCGACGAAGCGAUAUCUCGGCUAAACGGUGAGAUCCGGGGCACUUAAAGAUUUCACUUAUUCGUAUAGUGACUGCAAUCUGCCUUCGCAGUCAACGACUAUAAUUGGUCGAACCGCUGAUCAGCCUCCACGUCGGCCUUUUCGCAAAACAUAAAAAAAAACGAAAAGAAAACCACGGAUGUGUUCUUCGGACGUGUAUUUUUCUAGCUCGCGUACAUUUUCGUUCACAGAGUUUGUAUAUGUUUCUUUGAAUGAUUGCCUUAACCGAGGUACAACUUGUGAAAUAAAUGUGGUGCUGGUUGAAA
Molecule: messenger RNA, 5518 nt
Organism: Dermacentor andersoni
Lineage: Eukaryota; Metazoa; Arthropoda; Arachnida; Ixodida; Ixodidae
Product: neurensin-1-like
Biological process (GO): nervous system development
Cellular component (GO): neuronal cell body; transport vesicle; neuron projection
Source: RefSeq, a predicted model, not a curated record